UUCAUACAACUUUGAUACAAACUCCAUCACUUAAUUGGCGUAAUUAAAACUGGCUGAAAAACUAACUCUGCACUAAACAUGUCGGAUAGGAAGCGCGUAUGUAUUAUCGGCGCCGGUCCGUGCGGCAUGGCGGCACUUCGCAACUUCUCUCAGUCGGCGCUCGACGUUCGACCGGAAGUGGUAUGUUACGAGAAGCAGAAUACCUGGGGUGGCCUCUGGAACUUCACGUGGCUCACGGGGACAGACGAGUACGGUGAGCCGUGUCACGGGGGUCAAUACAAGCACCUGUGGUCCAACGGCCCAAAGGAGUGUCUCGAGUUUCCAGACUACACGUUUGAUGACCACUUCCGGUGUCCCAUACCCUCCUUUCCGCCAAGAGCCGUCCUUAGGGAAUAUCUAGAGGGCCGAUGGACGAACGGAGACGAUGAUCUUCGCAAAUAUAUCAAAUUCAACACUGUUGUCCGUAAUGUUGUUUAUAACGAUGCAAGUCAAAACUUCACUGUCGUCUCAACUGACCUUAAAGCCGGUGUAUCAAGCACAGAAGUGUUCAGUCACGUUAUUGUGGCAGUCGGCAUAUUCAACGUUCCAAACAAGCCACACUUUGAUGGCAUAGACACAUUUGAAGGCCGCAUAAUGCAUUCCCAUGACUUCCGAGACGCUAAAGAGUUCAAAGGUCAGCGUGUGUUGGUCGUCGGCGCGAGCUAUUCCGCUGAAGAUCUGGCCAUGCAGUGUCUUAAGUUUGGCGCCAAAAGUGCCAUUUGCACGUGGCGCACGAAACCAAUGGGCUUCAAGUGGCCAAAAGGAAUAGAGGAGCGCCCACUCUUGUUGCGACUGGAUAGCAAUACGGCGUACUUCAAGGACGGUUCCAGCGCGAAGGUUGAUGCCAUUCUCUUGUGUACCGGAUACCGGUAUGCAUUUCCAUUUCUGGAGGACCGGCUGCGCCUGCAGUCUGGCUUGACCAUGUACCCGGACGACCUGUACAAGGCGACCUUAUGGCUGAGAAGCGGUGGAGGCCGUCUGUUCUAUAUGGGCCUUCAGGAUCAGUACUUCUCAUACACCAUGUUUGAAACCGAGGCUAUUUGGACAUGCAGGUACAUUAUGGGCACCAUACCAGGCGAACCAAAGAGCCAGGCGGAGAUGCGCGCAGACGCGGAAAACUGGGUUGCGAGACGUAAAGAACUGAAAGGACCGCACGACGAUAUCGACUUCCAGGCUGACUUUAUCGCGGACUUGAGCGCCGCGGUGGGGUACAAACCGGAAGCGAAGAAAGUGGCAGACAUGUUCCACAAGUGGGAGCAUGAUAAGGACGCGGAUAUUGUGAGCUACAGAGACCAGAGCUUCCAGUCUGUGUUUACGGGGACGGUAGCUCCGACCCUAAAAUCCACCUGGUGGAGGGCCUUCGACGACAGCAAAGAGGCUUUUGUGAAAAACAGUGAAUAG
Messenger RNA from Mya arenaria, 1440 nucleotides. Its product is annotated as senecionine N-oxygenase-like. The record is from RefSeq and is a predicted model, not a curated record. Gene Ontology annotation, molecular function: NADP binding; N,N-dimethylaniline monooxygenase activity; flavin adenine dinucleotide binding. The transcript has 4 exons. Lineage: Eukaryota; Metazoa; Mollusca; Bivalvia; Myida; Myidae. Bases 79 to 1440 code for a protein of 453 amino acids.